AUGGCACAAAUCACCAGCGCACACCUCCAGACGCACAACACAGCCAAAGACCUCUGGGUGGCAGUUCAUGGAUACGUCUACGACCUGACUUCAUUCGCAGCCGACCACCCUGGCGGCAUUGACGUCCUUCUCGAAUGCGCCGGCACUGACGCAAGCGAGCCGUACGAUUACGCUGGGCAUGGAGAUGAUGCGACAACGACGAUGCAAAAGUUUAGGGUUGGGGAGCUCGCUGGGUAUCGCCAUGCCAAGAGCAAGACAAACACGGGUGGGGGGAGGCCUGUUGCAGAGUCUGCUAGUGGUAAGGGGUCGUCGUCGUGGAUUGUGAAGGCCACAUCGGUGCUCAAUUCCAGGAUGUUUUUGUCCUGUCUGAUCGGCGGUGCUGCGUUGCUUGGGUUGAAAUUACUUCAGCGAGCGCCUGUUGAAGGGGUAAAUGGGCGAUCGUUCAGUGGGGUGGAACCAGUGUAUUCUUUCUUGGGGGGGUUGCUUGUCGCGACAGUGGUCUGUCUUGUUGGUGCUGGGUAUGUCUACAAUGAGUUUAAUCGGACGCUGAAGCCUGAGAAGGACGUGUUCGAUUAUCCAGCGCUCAUUCCAAGGAGAAGAGACCAAAAGCUUGAAACAUUGAGCACUUAG
Molecule: messenger RNA, 630 nt
Organism: Podospora pseudocomata
Lineage: Eukaryota; Fungi; Ascomycota; Sordariomycetes; Sordariales; Podosporaceae
Exons: 2
Coding region: 1-630 (209 amino acids)
Cellular component (GO): intracellular membrane-bounded organelle; membrane
Molecular function (GO): heme binding
Source: RefSeq, a predicted model, not a curated record